GAAGCGGAAAUGAGCGUCAUAAACCUUAUGCUAGUGGCUAGUUUUUUAGGCUUCUAGGACGGGUGUAAGCGACACCACACGUACCUUGCUGGUUGCCUCUAGAGGAAGCAGGGAGUGGAUAAUUACACGACAGAGUUUUGCUGGUUUUUUAUACAGUGGCACUAUCGAAACGGAAUAUCUAAAGUGGUACCUUUCUGCCACCUUUAUGUGAGGUCUCAAACCUAAGGGAACGGGUCAUUGACGGGAGGAGAGACGCAGAGAAAGCAUUUGAUCACAGAAGCCUGGAUACCUGUUUUUAGUUUUUUUUUCCCCCUCUUCAGUCACUGAAACGGCUGCAGAUAAGCAGUUUUACAGCACGCUAUAAGGACCAUGGAGGCCAUUGCCAAAUACGAUUUCAAAGCUACUGCUGAUGAUGAGCUUAGUUUCAAGCGUGGAGAUGUCCUCAAGGUAUUAAAUGAAGAGUGUGAUCAAAACUGGUACAAGGCAGAGCAGGAUGGAAGAGAAGGCUUCAUCCCCAAGAAUUACAUACAGAUGAAACCCCAUCCGUGGUUCUUUGGGAAGAUUCCCCGUGCCAAAGCAGAGGAGAUGCUAAACAAACAGAGGCACGAUGGCGCUUUCCUCAUCAGAGAGAGCGAGAGUGCACCGGGGGAUUUCUCUCUGUCUGUGAAGUUUGGAAAUGACGUCCAGCACUUUAAGGUUCUUCGUGACGGAGCUGGAAAGUAUUUCCUAUGGGUGGUGAAGUUUAACUCCCUCAAUGACUUGGUGGAAUACCACCGCUUGAACUCAGUCUCCCGCAAUCAGCAGAUCUUUCUCCGAGAUAUAGAGCAGGUCCCCCAGAAUCCCACAUACGUGCAGGCACUCUUCGACUUUGACCCCCAGGAGGAAGGCGAGUUGGGUUUCCGACGCGGCGACUUCAUUCAAGUCCUGGACAACUCUGACCCCAACUGGUGGAAAGGAGGCUGCCACGGCCAAACGGGCAUGUUCCCUCGCAACUACGUCACGCCUGUCAGUCAGAACAUGUAAACAGUCAGACCAUGUAAACAACAACCACCACCACAACAGCAACCAUCACCACCACCGCCAUCAUCAUCAUCGUUUUCGAUCUCAUCCGAACCCCACCCUUCCCAAACCCAACCCAACCCCCUUCCCACCUCUCUCUCGGCCAUCCCACGAUAAUGGGAGCAAAGAGAACGCAAACAACUGAAAGACAGAGAAAAAAAAAAUGACAGGAGCAACGCUGUCGUGGGCGACGCUGUGUGGGCGACAGCUGAGCAAAAAAAUCAACUUUUAUAUGUGCUGAGAAUGUUCACCUCCCCAGUGAACGCCUCAGCGAGGACCGAACUGUCUUUGAGGGAAAUCUAGAUGCAGCAUACAUUAGCGUCGUGCUUCAACCAUGAAGAUAACCAAAUGAUUCAACCGCUCCCACAGCUGCUUCUGUCUCCUCCUUAACUUCCUAACAGUCUGCCUUUCUUUUGUUCUGCUUUCUUUGCCACUUUGUUUUAAUCAACUGAAUGAAGAGCCUACUGAUGAAUCCUAACUCUGUUUUAAAGAAAAGAAAAUACAUAAAAAUAUAUAAAAUUUAAAAAAAAAAGAAGAAACUGUUUUAGAAAUGUACAAAAAGAAGAGAGGAAAAGAUGAUUGCAUCAACAAUAAAGUCUCCAUGUUUAAGAUCAUUGGCACGAGAGAAUUGUACAUCAGCCUCAGGCUGCAUAAAUAAAUCAAUUAUAGAGAGAAGUCAUUUUUUUAAGAAUAUAUAUUAUAUAUUUGUAUGUGUUUGUCUGUUUUACCUCUCAUCACAAAUUGUUUUGGGGUUUUUUUCCAUUUGUAAAUUAUGUUCAAUCUUCUGUCAGUCUGAAUAAGACCUAGUAGCUCUAGAAUGUGAUGAAUUGUCCAUUUUGUUUUUUUUGUUUUUUUAUCUUUACGUUAUCUGAGGGCUCUCAGAUAAAACCACAUAACAUUUAAAGGGUCACAAGUUCCAUUUGAAAAAUGUUUUUGUCUGUAACGCAGAGAAAGUAAAGUCGGUUCUCUGAAGAAGUCCUGUCAGGAAGCUAAUGUUGACCAGCCAUGAAUGCUGCAAGAGCUGUCACACAGAGCCCUGUACAUAAAGGUCAGCAACCUUUCCGAAAGCCAAUAUAUUUAUUGCAGCCAUUUUUCUUUUAUACCAGGGCAGUGAAUGUAGCUGACCGAGUCUAUAGACACAAACAUGAGGGAAGCUAGGUCGGAGAACUGAAUUUCACAACCAUGCAAGGGAUUUUAAGACUUGUAGAGAGGGAAAAAAGCAACAACAACAAAAAGUUAGUGUUUAUUUGUGAAGAGACUGGUGAAUGAGGAUAUGUAGAGGCAGUUUACACAUUCAAACACAUUCAUUUCAUGCAUGCAUACGCAGACACUCUCCUCCUUGUAAUACAUGCACGUAGCGUAGAGGCUGAGUUCGGAUAAUCACGUUGUGUAAUAAUCACCAGUGUAGAUCUGCAGCUGGCACAGAUCAACAGUUCAGAAACCUGAGAUUGUCUUUUAUGCUUCAAGUUGAGAGAUCAUCUGUAAAUGAUGUAAAACAUUUUGGGGGUUUUUGUUUUGUUUUGUUUUUUGUUCAAAGUUGUGCUGCAGUAAGCACGCUGUUGUCAUUUUAAUUUCAUGUCUGGUCCUGUGUGUGCGCGUGCGUGUUUACCGUGUUUGUAUAAUUGGUUUCUGUUUUCUUGUUCUCUGGAUAGUGCCUUUCUCUCUGGUGUUUCAGUGUCUCCGGCCUGCUAUUUUGAGCCCCCAACCCCCUCCUGCCUCACCCUCUUUUUGGGGCCUGCCAGUCCUGCAGCGAGACAGUGUACAUAAUCCAAGACAUCCAGCAACACCCUUCCUCCACCUUCCUCCCGCAUCAACCCACCUUCACCUUUCCCCUCACAAACAUGGAACUCUUCUUAUUUAAGUGUCUCUGCUUGUCUUACCUAAUCAUGUUGUUUUGGUUUUUGCCCUUUUUUUUUUUUUUUUU
Molecule: messenger RNA, 2983 nt
Organism: Oreochromis aureus
Lineage: Eukaryota; Metazoa; Chordata; Actinopteri; Cichliformes; Cichlidae
Gene: grb2b
Product: growth factor receptor-bound protein 2b
Exons: 6
Coding region: 370-1023 (217 amino acids)
Molecular function (GO): protein binding
Source: RefSeq, a predicted model, not a curated record